Molecule: messenger RNA, 3440 nt
Organism: Sycon ciliatum
Lineage: Eukaryota; Metazoa; Porifera; Calcarea; Leucosolenida; Sycettidae
Product: TNF receptor-associated factor 3-like
Exons: 7
Coding region: 263-2074 (603 amino acids)
Biological process (GO): protein K63-linked ubiquitination; regulation of apoptotic process; tumor necrosis factor-mediated signaling pathway
Molecular function (GO): protein binding; zinc ion binding
Source: RefSeq, a predicted model, not a curated record
CCGGGCCGGCCCUCAGCUUGGGGGGCUCGAUCGGAGACUUUGUGCGAAACUAUUGUGUGCUACUACUACUAGGGUCUUGGGACAGACCUAGUCACCUAGUGUAGUACUAUUAGUAGUAGUAGCAGUGCCAGUAGUACUUCCACUGGAUUUGUGAAUGCGUCUUCACUAAAAAUUAAUAAUUGCAAUUUUUUGCAACACUCGACUCUGAUCUGAUGGAUUGGUGUUCGCUGAGUACUAUAAUAAUAUUACUAGUAUUCGAGUUAUGGUCGAACCAAGCAAUAUCCUAGUGAGCUAUGCCGGUGUGCAUUGCUUGCAAACGGGGACGGAAUCGCUAACGUGCUGCAAGUGCAACAAUCUGCUACGCUUCGCAGUCCAGUCGAGUUGUGGGUGUCGUCACUGCAAACGAUGUUUUGCCGAUGCCAUCGAGGAAUAUAGGAAGUCUGGAAGGAGAGUCGAGGAAACAGGGGAGCUGAUAUGUUCAGUGUGUACUGGUCCUAUAGAUCCUGAUGAGAGUUUCGAGGACUUGUUUGCCCGCAAAGAAGUAAACGAACUGAGGAUAGCAUGCGCGGGAGAGAGUCUCGGCUGCCAGUGGAUAGGGAAAGUGGUGGAUUAUGAGAGCCACUACCAGGUAUGCCAGUAUGUCAGUGUGCCUUGCAGCGAGUCUCGUUGCGAUGCCAUGGUACCUCGCAACCAGCUAUCCCACCAUAGGAGUACAGCAUGUGCAGGCAGGAUGGUGGCCUGCCAGUUCUGCAAUGCCAGCAUGCGCUAUAGAGAGUUAGACGAGCAUUUGAAGGAGAAAUGCACAAAAAUAACGCUCACGUGCCCAAACACGUGUGGUGCCAUGGAUUUUACAAGAGAUGAGAUCGUGGACCAUCGUAAAACAUGCCCAAUGGAGCAAGUACACUGCUACUAUUCCGGGGCGGGAUGCACAUAUUAUGGUCCCCGUAACACAUUGCCAGUUCAUCACGACAACAAUGGGGCCUAUCAUAUGCAGCUGGUGUACCUUAACGGAGAAACGGUUAAGCAAACCUGCGCCAAGCUCACCAGCGAAAACACUAAAUUACGCAAGGAAAACAAAGACCUCAAUGACAAGGUCGUGAUGCUAACGGAACAGCAAGCGCAGAUGCAAAAGAAGUAUGAGGCGGUGGAGUGGAUGGUUGAAAUGCUCUCCAAGAAGUUUUCCGCUAUAGAAGGUUCUUCAAGUUCUUCAAGUCUAGCACUAGCCGGCAGCAAAUCACUUAGCCCGGUGAACGAAGCUCCUGCAGGCCUGCAUCAAUAUGCUGCUGCGCGUACAUCUCAGCACCUGCCGGUAUCCUUUCCCACCGAACAGCUUGCCCUGACGACCAGUUCAAUUGCGGACUCGUCCGGUGUGGCUACAUCGACCAAAGACUCCGUUGUGUCUCGCUUUGACCACAGUAAACACAGCAGUGAGCUAGAGCACCUCAAGUACACAACUAACUCAAUCAUGGAUCAUUUGCAGCGCGUUGAUAACUCUAUAGCCAUGCAGAAUGUUCAACUAGCCGACAUGAUGAUUCGCCAAGACCUGAUUGAAGUCAAAGGUUGUGAAGGCAUUCUCGUCUGGCGCAUCUCCAAUGUGGCACGGCGGCUGCAGGAAGCGGUGUCCGGUCGCACUCCAUCUCUCUAUUCUCCGCCGUUCCAUUCGUCACAGUCGGGAUACCGAAUGUGUGCGCGUGUUUAUCUGAACGGGGAUGGCUCCGGAAAGAACACGCACGUCAGUUUGUUCUUUGUUAUCAUGCGCAGUGAAUUUGACUCGUUGCUGCCGUGGCCCUUCCAGCAGAAAGUCAAACUGUCCCUUCUCGACCAGACUCCGUUCCUCAGUGCCGGCGAAAAGCAAGACCUCGUGGAGGUGUUCCGCCCGGACAUCCGUAGCUCCUCCUUUCAAAGACCAACCACCGAAAUGAACAUUGCCACCGGCUGUCCUAAGCUGGCGCCAAAAUCGUACCUGGCAUCGGAUCGGUAUGUACGUGAUGACACGCUGUUCAUAAAGAUUGAAGUCAGCCAGCGUGGUAUCAACCCUCCGGAUAAGCCAAUGCUGGACUCUACCACUGCCUAGGCAAGAUACCGCAUGAUUUCCUGUCACCGGUGUCGGUGGUGGUUAGCUGCAAUUGUGCUCGGCGCUGCGCCUCUGGUCUCUCACUACCAGCCAGGCACACCGGCACACACACACACACACACACGCACGCACGCACACACACACACAAAGACUUGACGCAACACGUACAUGUGUACAUGAGCGUGCAAGCGUGUGUUGCCGCCUGCAGACGCGGCACUCUCCCGCGGGGUGGAUGUCCAACCUGUCCAACUGCUCGGUUUGUGCGCUCCCUCUCUUUGAACAUUGACAUGGUCAGAAUGCCAUCAGGCUGGUAUCUCUGAGCGGCUGAUGUCAACAGCCAUCUGAGUGAUCCGUGCCAUGCUCGUUUGUCCUAUUGUUAGUUACCUCCUCCUAUACGUUGCACAACCUUUUCCAAGCUGGCCUGCAUGCGCCCUCGUACUCACCUAUUGUCACCUCUUGUCUCCUUUUGUUCCGUUGGCCUGGGUAGCUACUUUGUACUUUCCCGCCCAUAUCUGCCAUAGCUACCCAGGCCCCUAUAUCUUGCCACCCUCACUCGAUCUCUCUCUCUUCCACAAUGUAAUCGUUUCGUUCGUCUUUGUCUCCGUCUCUUCGUCUAUAGUAAAUGUUGUUCCACCUACCUGUUCCCGUUAUCCCUGGUGUCUGGAGAGUAAUCGUCCUUGUUCCUACCCAACGCUAGUAACAAUGUCUCCUCUCACCAAGCGCCAUGUUUCUGUUGACUUGCCGGUACUCCAUUUCCGUUUGCCGGAGGUGUAAUCCAUCUUCCGCCCAUCGGCUCUCAUGGACUAGUAUGAUUAUCCUAUCCUGCAGGCGUAUCCUGCUGGAGUAUCCUGCUGGAGUUCUAACAAUAACUUAUGUUACUCGUAACUCUACCCUUUUUGGACAUCACAUUAUAAUCAUGAAUAUGAAAAGCAUAGAUUAUCCAUCCAACUUCUAAACAAGAUCAGUAUCGUGAAGAGUAAAGUGCAGUUCUAACUUUUAAUUAAUGACCCGAACACUUGUGGCGGCUUGUGCAUCUACUCGAAGUCAUUGUAGUUUUACUGUUGGGCAUGCCCUAGAAUUUAUCGCCUGGUCUCGCUUUGAUGACGGCUGUUGAUUGUGCCACUUCUGCUGUAGUUUGCACAGCAAUUAUUGUGUUUCUAUUUAAGUCGUUUAUACUUCGGAGCUCAUUAUCGACUGUGAUAUCUGUCAUUACAUUAUAACCCACUGUACUAGAUGUAAAAGCUCCGGUCACACUCACUCCACUUAUUUAUCAUCUCCCCUGUGACAGUUCAAUAACAUCACCAAAUACAGGUGCUACAUAUCUAUUACUAUGCUAUCUGAAGUGCAAGUACGGUAUUACAAUGGA